GAGUGUUUCGAAACAGAAUCUCUCCGUUGCGUGCACGUCAUCAUUCGCGAACACGUGUUGACGCUGGAGUGCGGAAGUGAUGUAUUAACAACACAAGUAUUGCUGAAAUGCAGCAGGACAAAUCAAGAUAGGUUGUCCUGAUGUCUCGUUCAGAUGUGCUGUCUCUAUACAGGAGGGUCCUGCGCAUUGCACGCAGUUGGCAGGCACAGUCCGGUUUGCUACAGGAUACAGACAUAGAGAGGAAGUACAUAACUCAGGAGGCUCGAACCCUUUUCAGACAAAAUGAGAAGAUAACAGAACCAGAAUCAAUCAAGAGAUGCACUGAGGAGUGUGAGGCUCGGAUAGAGAUAGGAAUGCACUACAGAAACCCUUAUCCCAGACCGAUGUAUCUUCCUCCAAUGGGUCUCGCCACUCAGAAAGGGAGAAAGCUGCGAGCUCAGCAGAAACUGAGGAAACAAGCCAAACCUGUGUACCUACAGUCCCACGAUGACACCUGAUAUACUGUAGACAUACACAGACUUUUAUUGUACAGAUCAUAAACUGUUUAGGAAAUACAAUUCAUUUCAAUCAUUUUUAAGUUGCAUGAAGGAAAAAUAAAGUCUGCCCAUUCAUGUUAUUCAUAACUAAAAUGGCAGUAUCAUGACAACAGGUCAGUCACAAUGCAAGUGCAUCGGAUGAGUGUUGAUGUGAACUAUUUUGGCUUAUGUAAAAUGUGUUUUAUAUUUAUUUAUUGUUAGCUUUCACAAAUAAUGUCUCGGGUAAUGUUACUUUACGAAGUCUUUUCUACUUUUCAAUUAAAGUUUUCAUUGAUUUAAUUACAAAUAAUUAGUAUUUCAUGUUUUCUUUAGUGCUGGCUCAAGUAAGAGCAGGGGAGUCAUUACACUGAUAAGUAAACAUCUACAAUUCAAAUGUCUCAAACAGAUUAAAGAUAAAUUUGGAAGAGUCAUUAUUGUUUUAGCAGAAAUUCAGGGGCAAAGGUUGAUUUUGGCUAAUAUUUACGCACCUAACCCUGAUGAUCAGGGCUUUUUUUAUAGAUCUUGAAGGGAUGUUGCAAGCCGCUGGCACCCCUCAUGAUAUAAUAUUGGGAGGAGACUUUAAUCUAUUGAUGGAUUCAGUCCUUGAUCAUAGUGAAGCGAAAGUGUGUAAACCCCCUAGAGCAACACUGACGCUUCACAGCAUGUGUAAAAAUCUUGGUCUUACAGAUAUUUGGAGACUUUUGAACCCAUCUGGGAGGGACUAUACAUUCUUUUCAUCAGUCUAUAAGAUUUAUUCUAGUAUAGAUGAUGUUGUUUGAAAGUAUAUCUUUUUUUAUAUAUAUAUAUAUGUUUAUUUAUUUAUUUUAUUUUUUGUUGGUCUAAUGGUUGAUGACUACUGUAGUACGUGUU
This is a messenger RNA of Myxocyprinus asiaticus (Chinese sucker), 1385 nucleotides long. RefSeq names its product LYR motif containing protein 1-like. Bases 141 to 497 code for a protein of 118 amino acids. NCBI's taxonomy places the organism in Eukaryota, Metazoa, Chordata, Actinopteri, Cypriniformes, Catostomidae. The transcript has 5 exons. The record is from RefSeq and is a predicted model, not a curated record. Gene Ontology annotation, cellular component: mitochondrion.